UCCACCUCCUCUCCCUCUCCUACCUGUCUCAACUGGGCGUGUUUUUCUUCUUCUUCUUUUCUUCUUCUUUUUUUUUUUACUUCCGAGGGACCUUUAUUCCCCAAUUCAUUUCGCUUGAAAAGAAAUAUUCUAAGAAUAGUUCGCCGGCCGACAACUUAAAGCUGAGGCCAUGAUCAAAGGGUCAGCGAUAGAAGAAAAACCAUGGCAGCUGGCUAUCCAGGUGGAUCAGAAACAAGGCGACGAGUCCAUGAAGUUCAAACUCAGCGUGACAGGUGACUUGCACAUCGGAGGACUCAUGCUUAAGCUGGUGGAAAAAAUUAAGACUCAGCAGGACUGGUCCGAUCAUGCGCUGUGGUGGGAACAGAGGAAAUGCUGGCUGCUCAAAACUCACUGGACAUUGGACAAAUGUGGGAUCCAGGCUGAUGCCUUUCUGCGCUACACUCCCCAGCACAAACCACUGCUGCUGCAGCUGCCCAAUAUGAAAACCAUCAGAAUGACAGUCUGCUUCUCCAGUAUGGUGUUCAAGGCAGUGGAGGAAAUCUGCAGAAUUCUCAAUAUCAGAAGAUCAGAGGAACUCUCUCUGCUGAAGCCUCCUGAGGAUUGGAGCAAGAAGAAAAAGAAGAAAGACAAGAACUCUCCUCAGGAGGACCUCUGGGACAUAUGGGAUGCACUUAACGUAGGACAGGGAGGAACAGGCCCUAUGUACAAUAAGACGAUGACAGCAACCUAUGACCCAGAGAACGGGAUGCCCGUGUCUGCCACCAGCCUAUGGUUUGGAGAAAACCCCUUAGCUGAGUCGCAGCCAAACCUACCGCCUGCAGAGCUGGCCAAGAUAUACAAGCCGCUGUCGCUUGUGGACAAAGCAGAGAACAACGGAGGGUGGCUCGACUCGUCUCGCUCACUCAUGGAGCAGGACAUUCAGGAUGAUGACAAGCUGUUACUUCGCUUCAAGUACAAUGUCUUCUUUGACCUCAACCCUAAAUAUGAUGCUGUCAGGAUAACCCAGCUGUACGAACAGGCCCGGUGGGCCAUCAUGCUGGAGGAGAUAGACUGCACCGACGAGGAAAUGCUGAUGUUUGCUUCUUUACAGUAUCACAUUUGCAAACUGACCAUGUCAACUGAGCCGCUGGACAACUCCAGCGAGCCAGAAAUCGAUGAAGUGGAGGCUGCCCUGUCUAACCUGGAGGUGACCCUUGAAGGUGGACACACAGACCGAAUUCUGGAGGACAUUACCGACAUUCCAAAGCUGGCAGACACCCUGCGGCUUUUCAGGCCCAAAAGAUUGACCCUGCGACCAUACAAAGAGUAUUGGUUUGUGUUCAAGGACACCACUAUCUCCUAUUUUAAGAGCAAGGAAGCCUCCAGUGGAGAACCAAUCGAGCAGUUGCAACUUCGAGGAUGUGAGGUGGUCCCAGAUGUCAAUGUCACAGAGAAAAAGUUCGGCAUCAAACUCCUGCUUCCAGUCGCCGACGGGAUGAAUGAAGUGUAUAUCCGAUGCGAUAAUGAAACACAGUAUGCUAAGUGGAAAGCUGCAUGUAUCCUCGCCUCUAAAGGCAAAACAAUGGCAUACAGCUCCUACAAGACAGAAGUGAAAAACAUCAUGUCGUUUUUGCAAAUGAAGAGCUUGGCGCCCCCUCCUGGUCAGGCGGCUCCAGACCUUGAUGCCAUGGAAAUGAAUGCAGAAUGUUUUGUUUCCCCUCGCUAUUCCAAGAAGCACAAGACCAAGCAGCUGACAGCGCGGAUCCUGGAGGCCCAACAGAACAUAGAAAAGCUGUCCUUGAUAGAGGCCAAGUUGCGCUUUAUCCAGGCCUGGCAGUCUCUUCCAGAAUUUGGCAUCAACUACUACAUUGUCAGAUUCAAAGGUAGCAAGAAGGAUGAAAUUCUGGGGAUUUCAUAUAACCGCAUGAUUCGUAUUGACAUGUCCUCUGGCAUGCCUGUCACCACAUGGAGGUUUGCCAACAUGAAGCAAUGGAACGUCAACUGGGAAAUAAGACAAGUGACCAUAGAAUUUGACCAGAACGUGAUAAUAGCCUUCUGCUGUGUGAGCUGCGACUGCAAGGUGGUCCACGAGUUCAUUGGUGGUUAUAUCUUCCUCUCCACCCGAUCAAAAGACCAGAAUGAAACACUAGAUGAAGAAUUGUUCCUUAAACUUACUGGAGGCCAAGAAUAACCUAAGAGAUACAUGAUUGUCCGUUUCGUACUGACGUUCUUGUUCAUAUUAGCAUGAAACUACCACUACAAUAUUAACUAUAAGCCUCGAACAAACUGCUGCAAAAAAACAUCACAGACACAUAUUGUCCUUCACAGAACCAUUUAAUGGGUUUUACCACUUUUUUUGUCAUUUAUGCACGAAAUAAUGUUGUCAAUGUAAUUAUGUUUGGAUUGUCUUUCUAAAACGAGUGGAUGAGCUGAUGCGUGAGAAGCUAGCUCUUUUUUAAUGUCAAAUAUUUCUUAAAGUGACAAAAUUUGAAAACAUCGCAAAGCCUUAAAUUCAAUUAUGUUCCAUUCUUCUUCAAAAUGUGUUUAUUUUCUUUUGUUCAUCAGUUUUGUUGAGCUGUGUUUACAAUGAUGAAAUAUAAAAUGUCUUCUACUACGUA
This is a messenger RNA of Poeciliopsis prolifica (blackstripe livebearer), 2597 nucleotides long. It is a transcript of the gene fermt1, whose product is annotated as FERM domain containing kindlin 1. Bases 170 to 2170 code for a protein of 666 amino acids. Lineage: Eukaryota; Metazoa; Chordata; Actinopteri; Cyprinodontiformes; Poeciliidae. The transcript has 16 exons. Gene Ontology annotation, biological process: cell-matrix adhesion; integrin-mediated signaling pathway. Gene Ontology annotation, cellular component: focal adhesion. Gene Ontology annotation, molecular function: integrin binding. The record is from RefSeq and is a predicted model, not a curated record.